CUUCCCGAGUGUGGAACGCAAAGGUCUCGACUGCUCCGUAACGUGCGAAGAGGCUCCGUGUGUGUUUUAUGUCCGUUUCACGUUUUGUGCCGCCCAUGACAGGAAAGAACUGGCUGCAGCAUAACUAGCAUAAGAGAAUUCUCUAGCACAGGGAAAAAAUACAUCAAUCCAUGAAAGUUAUCGGGGUUUUCGUCGAUUCGCGGUCGUGUUCGCGUGCGUUUCCGUUGCGAUUUGUUGCACCGUUGUCCUUCGUGGCCCCAAGUGCAUUGAGGCGAUAGAGUUUUCCUCCAAGAGUGUAUUCAUUCACAAAAGCGAGUGGGGCACACGGUGUGGGGUUCAAGAGAAGGAACAUACCAGCGCAGCCCCCCCGGAAGAGAAGGAAAAGUGUGGGUUUUGUGAGUUAUAAUGAAAAACACGGUGCGCCAGGAGCAAAACAGCCCGAAAAUCAAUGAAAAGUGUGGCUCCUUGGCGUGAAGAAGACGUAAAUCAGUGGAAACGAAGGAUGGAAAGCAGGGGCUGGUGAGCGGAAACGGUAGUGUCGAAUCAAAGAACCGAUAUGAAUUCAUGAAGGCUUCCCGCUGUAUGAUUAUUUAAUGUCAACCUGAAGGUGUGCUCUCCACUGCGGGAAAUUCCGAGCUGGGGAUCGAUACCCACGGCAAGCAAGUGUGAUUAGCAGGUCCCUCAGGCCUUAGGCGAGAACGAAGUGUCGGGCGAAGACGAGGGGAUGAUGCAAAAGUGUCUCCCGUGUGUGUGACGGAAGGGGCGGAAUACAGUGAAGAAAAUGAUAGCGCGCCCCCAUUGCUGACGGGGAGAAACUUGUGAGUUAUCAGUGAAAAGUUGCCGAACCCGAAAAUAGAGGUGAAACAGCAAAAUCAGAUUUUAUUCCUUGUGGAGCGGAAAUCAGUUUAGCAGGACGAAGAAGGAGAAACUUUAAGAGCACAAGCAGCGGAAAGCAGAAGCAUCAACAAUCAAUCUCGAGAAGCAAUCAAGGAGAGGAGGAAUGCGAUUGUGUCUGUUUCUGUGAAUGCAUGCCUCUUCUUUAGCGAGGAUUAAUGUGCAAGCGUAAUCACAAAUAGCCGCAGUCACAGCCGCCACCGACAACGACGAGGACGACGGCGACGCCAUCGAUGCCAAUCAGCCGACCAUCACCAUCAGUCCGGGUCGAAGCGUGUGAAGCAGGGCCGACGCGACGGGCGCCUCCCAGCAGGAUAUGGGGGGUGGUGGAAAAAUUGGAUGAGCUUGCGCUAUCAGUGACAAAUAUGAAAAUAAUAUGUAAAUUUAUGAAAAUUUGAUAAGUUUUUUUGCUCUGUUCGGUUCGCGUUUACGUUCUAAUUGGUUCGCGGGUGCGACUUUUUUUUGUGUGCGUUCGUGUUCAUUUGUAAUACAAUCGGGAUUUUUAUCGCCCGCAAUCCGGCAGAGUCGGCGGCGGAUGCUCGGAGAGGAGGAGAAAAAUGUCAUGAUUUAUCUGUUUUGUUGAGUUUUCAUUCCGACCCGCUAUUAAAUUUAACAAUAAUUUUCGCGGAAGAGAAUCAAGUGCUCGAAGAACGCCGGCAAGGAAUUCGUGAAAUCAAGUGAAUGUCAAGGGAACGAACGAGGAGAGAGUGCUGUGCGCUUACAGCAGUAAAUUAACGGCGCGAACGUCGAAGGAGCGAACAGCAGUGCGGAAAACGAGGACGAGCCAGGAGUGCUUAGUGGCGGCGGCGGUGCGCGCUGCAGUCGGCCAAGAUGAACACGUACGAUUACGAUUACACUGCAACCAUGGAGUGCCGAGAUAAUGGAGUACUUCGUGGAGCCGUGAAAAAUAACACAAGAGGCUGCCUCCUGGACGGAGUUCCGCCUUCAGCUCCACCAGAUGUACCACCGCGUAAUCCAACAAUGAAUCGGAUGAAUGGACGCGUCACCGGUAACCCUACGGAGCUAGGCGUCGAUUUUGAACCGUCGUGUCUGGUGCGAACGCCAUCGGGCAACGUGUACAUUCCGAGCGGAAAUCUAGGUGGGUCUGAAACACCAAGAAUUAUAUUCGGAGACAACUCAUCGCAAUUUACAAUUAAUAACAAAGGAUCACCGAUAGACUACAAAACAGGCUCGGCCUGUUCAACCCCAACGAAGGACACGCUUAAAAGCUACGACCGCAACUGCAUGGGUCCGGUACUGCCGCCCCGGAGCGCCAUGUGUGGUCCACCAUCGCAUCACUACUCAGCGCCGCUGAACUUCCGCAAAGGCUUUACCUUCAACAAAUGCACGUGGAAGUGUAUGGCCAUACUGGUGGCGUUAUUAUGUGUUAUACUGAUUGUCGUAUUACUAUUAGCAGCAUCUAAUGUAUUAAGUAUAUACCCUACCAACAACCCCUGUACAGUUCUAGUCGAUGAAAAGGCAGAAAUCUCUGCAGCCAAAAGUACGAUAGCGGAUGCGAACCGGGUGGUGGGGCCUGGUAGUAUCGGGACGGUGCUCGGGCGGCCUAAUCCAUCCGAAAGUGGGGCUGACUCGGCAUCGCUGAGUUCCGCUUCCGCAUCGGCGUCUUCGUCUUCUUCCGCGGCAUCAACGGCGCCGACCAGCGGCAGCAGCAAUGGCAACGCGAACAACAACCAGAACAACGGAGGUGCGCGAACGUUCCCGGCACGAAGUUUCCCACCGGACGGUACCACCUUCUCGCAGAUCACCCUCGGCCAGCGACUCUCGAAGGAAAUCCCCCCGUACAGCUACUGGAAUAUGCAGUUCUACCAGUCGGAACCGGCGUACGUCAAGUUCGACUACGGUAUCCCGCGGGGUGCUUCCAUCGGGGUCUAUGCGCGGCGGAAUGCCCUCCCCACGCACACCCAGUACCACUUCAAGGAGGUGCUCAGCGGGUUCAAUGCCCGGCAGACGCGAGCCACGCAUCCUUCGAUGCGCCGCGAGGUAACCCGCUACAUGGAACCCGGCCACUGGUUCCUGUCGAUCUACAACGACGACGGAGACGCCCAGGAGAUAACGUUCUAUGCCCUCGUUGCCGAAGACAUGACCCAGAACUGCCCGAACGGUUGCUCCGGCAAUGGCCAGUGCCUGUUGGGGCACUGCCAAUGCAAUCCAGGCUACGGCGGUGAUGACUGCAGUGAAAGCGUUUGUCCGGUGCUCUGCUCGCAGCGCGGCGAAUACAUCAACGGCGAGUGUCAGUGCAACCCCGGCUGGAAGGGCAAGGAGUGCUCACUGCGGCACGACGAGUGCGAGGUUCCGGACUGCAACGGCCACGGGCACUGCGUCAGUGGAAAGUGCUCGUGCGUGCGAGGAUACAAGGGAAAAUACUGCGAAGAAGUGGACUGCCCCCACCCGACCUGCUCUGGGCAUGGAUUCUGUGCCGACGGAACGUGCAUCUGCAAAAAGGGCUGGAAGGGACCGGACUGUGCCACCAUGGACCAGGAUGCGUUGCAAUGCCUGCCGGACUGUUCGGGCCACGGGACGUUCGAUCUCGAUAGCCAGACGUGCACUUGCGAGCCGAAAUGGAGCGGCGAAGACUGCUCGCAGGAGCUGUGCGAUCUGAACUGUGGCCAACAUGGGCGCUGCGUGGGCGACAGCUGCAGCUGCGAUUCCGGCUGGGGAGGCGAGUUCUGCAACAGUAAGCUGUGCGAUCCGCGCUGUAACGAGCACGGCCAGUGCAAAAACGGGACGUGCCUGUGCGUGACCGGCUGGAAUGGCAAACACUGCACCUUGGAGGGGUGUCCGAAUGGUUGCUCUCAACAUGGUCAGUGUCACGUGAGCGGAGAGCUGAUGUGGGAAUGCCGGUGCUACGAAGGCUGGGAUGGUCCGGAUUGUUCGAUGCCGUUGGAACAGAACUGUGGUGAUAACAAGGACAAUGACAGAGAUGGCCUUGUGGACUGCGAGGACCCCGAGUGCUGCGGAAGUCACUCGUGCAAAACCAGCCAGCUGUGCGUCUCGGCCCCGAAACCAAUCGACGUACUGUUGCGGAAGCAACCGCCCGCCAUCACGGCGUCCUUCUUCGAACGGAUGAAGUUCCUCAUCGACGAGGGCAGCCUGCAGAAUUACGCCAAGCUGGAAACGUUCAACGAAAGCGUUUUUUGGAAUCAUUUUAACGCAAGCCGAUCGGCCGUUAUACGAGGCCGCGUGGUGACUUCACUGCAAAUGGGACUGGUUGGAGUACGGGUCAGUACUUCUACCCCAUUGGAGGGUUUCACCUUGACACGUGACGAUGGAUGGUUCGAUUUGAUGGUCAAUGGAGGCGGAGCCAUCACUCUGCAGUUUGGAAGAUCACCGUUCCGGCCACAGACUCGAAUAGUUCAAGUACCGUGGAACGAAGUCGUCAUCAUCGAAACCGUCAUCAUGUCCACCAUGGAUGACAAGGAAAAGGCUGGACCACCUCAUACCUGUUUCUCGCACGACUACGACUCAAUGAAACCCGUUGUGCUGGCCACGUGGAAGCACGGUUUCCAAGGCGCUUGUCCGGAUCGUAGUGCGAUCUUGGCAGAAUCUCAAGUUGUACAGGAAUCUCUUUCCAUACCUGGAACUGGGCUCAACCUGGUUUAUCAUAGCAGCAGAGCCGCUGGCUACUUAUCAACGAUCAAACUUCAAUUAACUCCCGAUGUCAUCCCACCCACCCUGAAGUUGAUUCAUCUUCGUAUCACAAUUGAAGGUAUUCUAUUCGAGCGAAUCUUCGAAGCGGAUCCCGGAAUCAAAUUCACCUACCCGUGGAAUAGGCUCAACAUCUAUCGUCAGCGAGUUUACGGAAUAACCACAGCCGUCGUAAAAGUCGGUUAUCAAUACACUGAUUGCAAAGAUAUAAUCUGGGAUGUCCAAACAACAAAACUAAGCGGUCACGAUAUGAGCAUCUCUGAAGUGGGAGGAUGGAACUUGGACAUUCAUCACAGAUACAACUUCCACGAAGGCAUCCUCCAGAAAGGGGACGGUUCCAACAUCUAUCUGAAGCACAAGCCCCGCGUAAUUCUAACCAGCAUGGGCGAUGGACAUCAAAGGCCACUGGAAUGCAGCGAUUGCAAUGGGGUUGCCGCCAAACAAAGACUACUGGCGCCGGUAGCUCUUGCCGCAGCACCAGACGGAAGUCUAUACGUAGGCGAUUUCAACUACAUUCGAAGGAUUAUGAUCGAUGGAACCGUAAAAACUGUAGUGAAACUCAACGCCACUCGAGUUUCUUACCGCUACCAUAUGGCACUCAGCCCCCUGGAUGGUUCAUUGUACAUUUCCGAUCCUGAGUCUCACCAAAUCAUCAAGGUCAAGAACAAGGAUGAUUCGCAUGAUCCCGAACACAAUUGGGAACCAGUAGUCGGAAGCGGUGAGCGCUGUCUACCCGGUGACGAAGCCCACUGUGGGGAUGGCGGUCUGGCGCGUGAUGCCAAGUUGGCCUACCCGAAGGGCGUCGCCAUUUCUUCGGAUAAUGUCCUUUACUUCGCUGAUGGCACCAACAUCCGUAUGGUCGAUCGCGAUGGCGUUAUCAGCACUUUGAUCGGUAAUCACAUGCACAAGUCACAUUGGAAACCCGUCCCAUGUGAAGGAACACUCAAGAUCGAAGAAAUGCACCUUCGCUGGCCUACCGAACUGACAAUCAACCCAUUGGACGACACCCUGCACAUCAUCGAUGAUCACAUGAUCCUGCGCAUGACACCCGACGGUCGCGUACGUGUCAUUGCCGGACGUCCCCUGCACUGUGCUUCAGCAUCUCCAACAACCUUCGAUUCUGACCUCGCAGCUCACGCCACGCUUGUCAUGCCGCAGAGCAUCGCAUUCGCUCCAUCCGGCGAUCUCUACGUUGCGGAAAGCGACUCGCAGAGAAUAAACCGCAUCCGAGUCAUUGGAACCGACGGCAAAGUGGCGGCCUAUGCCGGUGCCGAAUCCAAGUGCAACUGUCUCGAACGUGGAUGCGAUUGCUACGAAGCUGAUCACUACCUUGCUAUCAGUGCCAAAUUUAAUACGAUCUCGGCCAUCACCGUAACGCCCGAUGGUCACGUACACAUCGCCGAUCAAGCCAACUAUCGCAUUCGAUCGGUUAUCUCGAGUCUUCCGGAAGCAGGCUUCUCCAAGGAGUACGAAAUCUAUGCUCCCAAUGCCCAAGAAAUUUAUGUGUUCAAUCGCUUCGGUCAGCAUAUCGCCACUAAAAACAUCAUGACUGGCGAAACCACCUACAGCUUUUUGUACAACGUCAACACCUCCAAUGGAAAGCUGAGCACUGUUACGGAUGCCGCUGGAAAUAAGGUGUUCCUUCUGCGAGACUACACCGGUCAGGUUAAUUCGAUCGAAAACACCAAAGGUCAAAAGUGCCGCCUUCGCAUGACUCGUAUGAAGAUGCUACACGAACUCAACACUCCGGACAACUACAACGUCACGUUCGACUAUCACGGACCAACCGGUUUGCUGAAAACCAAGCUCGACUCAACGGGUCGUUCGUACGUGUACAACUACGAUGAGUUCGGUAGACUCACUUCGGCCGUCACCCCGACCGGAAAGGUAAUCGAUCUGUCGUUUGAUCUGAGCGUCAAGGGCGCAACCGUCAAGGUAACAGAAAACUCCCAGCGAGAAGUGUCUAUGCUCAUUCAGGGUUCAUCGGUUGUGUCGCGAGUCGGCGAGGCUGCCACCAAGACUACAGUACUGGUCGACGGAGGUACCACUAGUGUUGCUCCAUGGGGUAAUACGGUUUCGGUUGAAUCGGUGCCGUACAUUCUGCUGGCGGAAAUCGAUCCUUUGUUGGGAGAAAGUUAUCCGGUGCCGUCGAAGCAGCGAACGGAAAUUAACGGAGAUUUGUCGAACCGUUUCGAGUGGAGAUACUUCAUUCGACACGUUCCUGGUCGAGGAAAGAAUUCUCGUGCUGUUACUCAAGUCGGAAGGAAAUUGCGUGUCAACGGAGAGAAUCUGUUGACAUUUGAAUAUGAGAAGGACAGUUCAUCGAUCACGGUUUCGGUAGACGAUAAAACCGAGCUGCUAAACGUCACGUACGACAAAUCAUCCCGACCGGUCGCUUAUCGUCCGCAGUCGGGAGAAUAUGCUGACGUUGAUUUGGAGUAUGAUCGCUUUGGACGACUGAUUUCGUGGAAGUGGGGCAAUCUCAAGGAAGAAUACACAUUCGAUCGAGCGGGUAGAUUGAACGAGAUUAAGUAUGGUGACGAUAGCUCGAUUGUGUACGCUUUUAAGGAUAUGUUUAGCAGUCUGCCGUUGAAGGUUACAACACCUCGUCGAUCCGACUACCUGCUACAGUAUGAUGAUGCGGGAGCAUUACAAUCGCUAACAACUCCGAGGGGACACAUUCACGCUUUCUCACUGCAGACCUCGCUCGGGUUCUUCAAGUAUCAGUACUUCUCGCCAAUCAAUCGUCAUCCGUUCGAAAUUCUGUACAAUGACGACGGACAGAUCCUGGCAAAGAUCCAUCCGCAUCAGUCAGGAAAGGUGGCAUUCGUUUACGACAAUGCUGGACGAUUGGAAACUAUUUUGGCUGGACUGUCGUCGACGCAAUACACCUACCAGGAAAGCACGAGCUUAAUAAAAAUGGUUGAGGUUCUAGAGCCAGGGUUCGAACUGAGAAGAGAGUUCAAGUACCAUGCCGGUGUUAUGAAGGAUGAAAAAUUGAAGUUCGGCUCGAAGAGUGCGUUGGCAUCGGCGCACUUCAAAUAUCAGUAUGACGGCAAUGCCCGGAUGAGUGGAAUAGAGAUGGAUAUCGAUGGAAAGGAUUUACCGAUUUUGCGGUUCAAGUACGGCCAGAGUUUGGGAACACUGGAUGCGAUCAGCGAUCUGAGAAUCACAAGAAAUGCGUUCAACAGAACCGUAGUGCAGGAUACUUCGAAGCAAUUCUUUACGAUCACCGACUUUGACGAGCAUGGAAGGGUGAAGAGUGUGCUGAUCAAUAUCAAGUCAUUCGAUGUGUAUCGGUUGGAGUUGGAUUACGAUUUGAGGAAUAGGAUCAAGACCCAUAAGGUGAUGGUUGGUCGUGUGACCUCGCUGGAUAAGGUCAACUACAAUGCAGAUGGUCAUGUGAGCGAGGUGGUUGGAACCAACAGUUGGAAGUACCUUUACGACGAAAAUGGCAAUAUCAUUGGUAUUUUGGAGCAUGGCGACAAGACAAACUUGGGAUAUGAUACCGGUGAUCGUGUUGUGCAGGUUGGAGAUGUGGAGUUCAACAGCUACGAUGCCCGAGGUUAUGUGGUGAGACGCGGUGAGCAAAAAUACCGAUACAACAACCGAGGCCAACUGAUCCACGCACUGGAGCGCGAUCGCUUCCAAACUUGGUACUUCUAUGACGAUUUGGGUCGACUUGUGGCAAGCCACGAUGAGAAGGGCAAUGUGACUCAGUACUUCUACGCAAAUAUCAACGCACCGGAGCUGAUCACGCACAUUCACUAUCCUAAGGUGUCGAGGACGUUCCGCUUCCUGUACGACGAUCGUGACAUGUUGGUAGCUGUGGAAACGGGCGAGCAGCGUUACUACGUUGCGACGGAUCAGAAUGGUUCUCCAAUUGCUUUCUUCGACGUGAACGGAAAUAUUGUGAAGGAAGUCCGACGCACUCCAUUCGGAAAGAUAGUUAAGGAUUCCAAUCCGGACUUUUUCAUUCCAAUCGAUUUCCAUGGUGGCCUGUUGGAUCCCAACACACGACUGGUGUACAUGGAGAAGCGUUUGUAUGAUACAUCGGUCGGUCAAUGGAUGACACCCUCUUGGGAACAACUUGCGACGGAAAUGCGACUGCCAACCGAUGUGUUCAUCUAUAGAUUCCACAACAACGAUCCGAUCAAUCGGAAGGAACCCAAGAACUACAUGAACGACUUGAAGUCUUGGUUGAAGCUUUUCGGGUACGACGUAACCAAGAUGCAGGGAUCCAAAUAUACCAAGGAUAUGAUCUACAGACCGAAGGCCAUGAUCAAAUCACCGCAGCUUGCGCCCGACUUUGGUGUCAUGUCCGGACUGCAGUGUAUUGUUGAAAAGGUUGACGAAAAAUUCUCGGACUUUGGAUUUGUACCGAAACCGUUGCUUAAGAUGGAACUGAAGACAAGCAACUUGCUACCUCGGGUUGCCUACCGACGAGGUGUGUUUGGCGAAGGUGUUUUGAUCUCACGUAUCGAUGGACGAGCUUUGGUCAGCGUAGUCGACGGAUCGAAUAGUGUGGUUCAGGACGUUGUAUCUUCGGUGUUCAACAGUUCGUACUUUUUGGACCUACAUUUCAGUAUUCACGAUCAGGACGUAUUCUACUUCGUGAAAGAUAAUAUCAUGAAGUUGAGAGACGAUACGGAGGAGUUGAGAAGGUUAGGAGGAAUGUUCAAUAUCUCGACCCAUGAGAUAAACGAUCAUGCGGGAUCGAACGGGAAGGAGCUGAGACUGCACGGACCGGAUGCGGUCGUGAUCGUCAAAUAUGGCGUCGAUCCCGAACAAGAGAGGCAUCGAAUUCUCAAGCAUGCUCACAAGCGAGCAGUUGAAAGGGCUUGGGAGUUGGAGAAGCAAUUAGUGGCUGCGGGCUUCCAAGGCCGUGGCGAUUGGACAGAAGAAGAGAAGGAAGAACUGAUAUCGCACGGUGAUGUCGAUGGAUGGGUCGGUGUCGAUAUUCACAGCAUACACAAAUAUCCCCAGCUGGCGGAUGAUCCGGGCAAUGUGGCCUUCCAGCGGGAUUCUAAGCGGAAACGACGGAAGAGUGGGGGUUCGCACAAAACGCUAACGCUUAGGCAGCACAGGCAUGAGAGCUCGUGAAAUAGCACGGGAGCCACGUUCGCCUUCCAACGUUAGUGUAAUAUCUCUAUCCGAUCUGUGAAGCUUUCCAAAAAACAAAACUGAAAUGUUGCGUCUGCAAUAAGAUAAGCAAAUUUCAAAGAACGCUCUCUCUUUUAAGGAAAAUCUUUCUCCGAGAACUGAUUUGAAGAAAGAGACGUAAAUAUUAGAAAUAUUGUGAUACAUAGAUUUAUUUUGGAUUAUUUUCGUAGGGUUAAACAAAACGAGAAUAACGAUCGAAGAAGAUGGUAGGAUUGUGCAAAGGAAAAUAUGACCGUGACAAGUUUUCUACACUUGAGCAUUCGAGCGCCAGCAGCCCUUUCUCAUUCUAAAAAGCCGAAGAAAUGAAACGACAUAUAGCAGAAUGAUAAUAUCAGCAAACAUGAAACACUUCACAUACAAACUCACAGGAAGCGAAACAACACACCACUGACGAACAUGCCCCUUAAAAUGUUUAAAAAUCUAAAGAGAGCAUAUUUUUAUAGAGAUCUCCCAGGCAAAAACAAUAAGAAAAUGAUACAAAAUGUAAAACGUAAAAAUAUGGUUUCCGCCAUGUUGUGAAUGUCAUCAUUUUUUCUAUGAGACACCGACCCAUCAUCACCGGCAUCACAAACAGAAGAUCCGAGCAAACUUAACAAUAAUCAAUAGCUGUUAGAAUCAAAACCCGGAAAAUAUGUAAAACCUGCAGAAUCAGUUCAUCAAAAUAUUGAAUGGUAACAAAAAAACGAACGAAUCAAAUCAAAACUCAUUCAUUGUCACUCAACACACAGAACGAUAAAAACGAAAAAUAAUCACACAAAUACAAAUCAUUAUGCUAUAGAGAAAAAAAAGGAUGAGUAGGUCAUAUGACGUGAGGGAAGGAAUAUUAUCAUUUUAUAUAUUUUGAACGCAAUGAGAGAGAGAAAGAGAAAGAAGGUUGUAGCGACAAGCUCGGAGAAAACAUAUAAAUAGUGGAGAAUGUAGUUAAUUAGAUGAAAAUUCAAUGUGAAAUUGUGAAUGUCUUUUAGCAUAUAAGAAGUAAAUAGUUUUAAGAAUUGAAAAUCAUGAACACACAGUAGAAUAUGACAAUUUGAAUAAAAUACAGAGCAAAACGUAUAAGCGAAACAAAAUUGGUGUUGUGCAAACAGUGCCAUUGAAACUAGUCGAUGUAGCCGUGUCGUCAUUGGAGUCGUCAUCAUGACCGCGGCUCGAGCGAACCGAGAACAGAUAUUUGAGCAUUAAAACCGGAGACAACUCAAAAAUGGUCGUGGAGAUAUUUUUACAAACAGAAGAAUCUUAAUGAAUCAUAACGCAAAAUGGACUGACUGAGAAAUCUCCUGAAUCCCAAAAUGCGGAUUAUAAACUGUAAGAUGGAAGCAGAUGUUACAAGUGGUGCCAUAAGAAAGGGAGAAGUAAAAAAACGGGAACGAUAAAACACUUAAUCAGAAGAUGACCGCAAAACCCUGUACAGUAAAAUAGAAAAAAUAUAGACGAUAGAGUUGUAGAAAUGAGAUGAACAAAAUACAGAGUCGAAGCUUCAGUAGAGAAAUUUUCUCCUUCCGCAAACAAUAUUAGUUUUAUCAGAUCGCUAAGAUGAAGCUCAAUUGCCAUGGCAGCACCGUCGUACAGAGCGUUGCCCGUUUCUCAUACAUAUACAAACAUAAGUAAGCAGUACCCGUGUAGUAGUGAAUCAUUACACAAACUAGCGGUUUUUAUUUGAGCAGAGCAACGCUGUUUUAAUUUCGAUUCCGAAUCGAGCUUAACGUGAACAGAAGUAAGAUGAAUGUAAAAAUGUUGAUUUACACUAACUCUGGAUACACCACAAGAAUAACAACAAACGAAACGAAAUCAUACACACACACAGACACAAAUCCGUCUUGCUUCCUGAUUUUAACAUGAUAAGUAGAGAAACAAAACGUAGAGACUACAAUCUCUAGCGAAUGUCGAUAUAGAAAAAAGGAAAUCACAACUCAAAUGGUUGACAAUGAAAAUCGAAACAAGAAAAAUGGUAAAUUCUCUCUUUUCUUGGCUUCUACAGGGUAUUUGUAAUAAAUUCUUAUAGAGAACUACACAUGACACAAGGAAAAAAAAGUGAUCCGUAUUCUGAAAUCAUAAAUUCCAAGCAUCUGCAAAAGAGAAAAAUAGUAAAGUCAUAAUAGACAAAAACUGCAAAACAAUACAAAAUAAAAUAGAAAAAAAUAAGUAGAAAUCAUGACAAACAAUUACACAUAAAAACCUGAGAAUAAGAACAGAGAAAAAUGGGAAAUUAUCUUUUUUUUACAUGACCGUUGAACAUGAACAUGAAACAUCUACACACAUAUACUCGUUUCCAUACAAUACUCUCACCAAUACUCGCUCAUACAAACACAUUAGAUUAUUGUUUUUGUGCAUUUUCCUCGAAGACAACCGUAAACCAAAGGACGCUUAUGAAUUAUCCUCAUUGAACUCUCAGUUCGACGUAACGCGUUUCGUCUGAACGCCAAUAGUUUGCCGGAGAUUGUUUAUUUUCUAUACUUAAAACACAGCAUUACUAUACUGUUAGUGAGAAUAGUUGCAAGUGACUGCUUCUUCCCUGCCCAAACUCCGAACUCCUCGUGUAUAAAACCUUACCGCCGAUGUGGUGUUGGAUUUGUUUCGUUGACGAAGCUUGUCAUUUCUCAAAAACUUAGCGACGAGAUAUUACUUACCAAAAGAGAACCGUAGAAUCGUAGCGAAGUUACUACAGAUUACUAUAGCAAACGUUGAACUGAAAAGCAAUACAAACGAAUAGAAGCUUUGUUUCUUCGUGACUCUGUUGCUUUCGCUCUCGAUGCGAGAGCCCUUUUUCGACUCGAUUCGUUAUUUUAUUGUGUAAAAUCUCCGAAAUGAUCUGCGAUCAAAAUCGUUAUUAAAAUCGUCCUAAUAUUGUGCAAUCCGAAAGUUGUUUCAAGCCAAUCGUAUCAUCUACUAGACAUGCUGUUUAAGCAUCGAACUCACUAUGUGUAAAAUUCCUGUAUAUAAUUUGUUUAUUGAAUAUGAGAAGUGUAUUUAUUGUUUUCCGACUUUGUUCACUUUUGUGAAAGCUUAGUUUUCAACAAAACGAAAAGGCAUUUUAAUAAAAAAUGAAUCAACAGUUAAUUUCCAUUAUGUAAACUUGAAAAUUGUAAAUAGAUCCAAGCAACCCGUCUCUCUCGCUCAGCUGAGUUGUGCCAGAGGUUACUUAGUUUUAAACCUGUAUAACCGUGAAACUUGUCGUUAUAUUAAAGAAAAAGCAGACACACAUACCGAACGCUCAUCACUAUAAUAUAGUGAUGCUCAAUUUGCAGGAAACAACCAAUAAUUGGACCUUUUCGUAGAAUCCUUCGUCGAUCCGACCCGAGUCUCUUUUUGUACAUUUUCCAACUCAAUGACACACAAACAAGAACCCCCACAAACUGUAGGAACCGUGUAAAAUCCAACGUUUUUAACAAACGCCAUUUGAGAUGAAUCAAAGAAGCGACAGCAAAAAUUGAAUGAUCAUUAUUAUCCACAAUUUUGGUCACAUGAAAUCGAAAGGGAAAAAAACAGGAUAGCACUUAACCGACGAGUAUAUCCUAACAACAUAACAAAUGAAAUAACGAACGAAGCUAGUGAACGAAUCUGUUUGGUUCUGUAACAUAUUAAUGCUAGAGAAAACAAAAACGUAAGUAAAAAAGCAGUAAAAAUAACAACCCACAAACAGCAAGUGGUAUAGCAGAAAUUUGAACAAAUGAGCCAGCAGUAAUAAAUAGAAGUAAAUAAAUUUGAGAGAAAAAAAAAACACGUAAAAUGAAAAACAAAACACUGUAAAAAUUAAAAAGUAGUGCGAACAAUGGAAUGAGGAGGAAAACCGAAAAGCAACAAUAUUAUUAUUACGAUUAUUAUUAAUUAUUAUUAUUCAUGAAAACUAAUGAUGAAAGAUAAAUAAAAAAAUAUUUAAAAAAUAA
This is a messenger RNA of Armigeres subalbatus, 13604 nucleotides long. It is a transcript of the gene Ten-m, whose product is annotated as teneurin-m. NCBI's taxonomy places the organism in Eukaryota, Metazoa, Arthropoda, Insecta, Diptera, Culicidae. The record is from RefSeq and is a predicted model, not a curated record. Gene Ontology annotation, biological process: motor neuron axon guidance. The transcript has 15 exons. The coding region runs from base 1726 to 9663 and encodes 2645 amino acids.